Molecule: messenger RNA, 2677 nt
Organism: Amoebophrya sp. A25
Lineage: Eukaryota; Dinophyceae; Syndiniales; Amoebophryaceae
Source: the annotation of a GenBank genome assembly
CUUAUCUUCAGGCAUCUGUAAAAAAGCCUUGCAUUAGAAAGAAAGAGGCCACCAAAAGCAAAGUACUGGUAGAAGUAGUAGGUAAAAAAGUAAAGCAACACUAGACCUAGGCUUUCAAUUGCAAGGAAAGGAAAAGAGGUAUUUUGGUAAUUGACGAAGCUCCGAAAUAAAUCCAUGACGGUGUCGUGCCAGAGAAUUGGAUGUAUUGUCCAGCUUCGAUUUCCACUGUAGCGAAGUAGACGACGCAUUUCGAUCGUAUCGGCGUUCCACAGCGAUCAGAGCAGAGCACCGAUAGCAGAGCAACAGCAAAAGGGAAGACCGAACUCGACCAGGAUCGAAUCCCGACUCGCGAGCUUGAUCUGGAGGCGACCAGUGUACUGCGGUUACUAAAGAGGUUUGUUUGAUAUUGGCAGUACCGUGCGGGCUACACAAAUCGCGACAAGAUGCCGAAACCAACGACGGUGAAGAUGUAUAACCCCUGGGGCAACCGGAAGGAUGAGGGACGGCCCAACUACACUCUGCAAGUGUCCUGUGUUGCCAAGGUACUAUAAACAGGAGUGAAAACUUUAUAGAAAUAACGUCAAAGAAAAUGUUUUUGAAGUUGUUUCUUCUGUAGUUGGUUUUUCUGGUACCUUGCUUGAUGUUGCCGAGUUUCCUAACGAAAAUAUCAGCCGCGCACCGAAGAAUAUGCGGAGGAGGACGACGGGUUGGAGCUUGUGCGGCUGACGAUGAACAACCCAUUUUCUGUCCAGUGGUUUCCGUUUCCGCCAGAUUUCAUCCGGCGUGAAGCGUACACAAAACCGGACAUGCUGAUGGAGGUCAGUCUGCUGGAGCCGAUAGAGGGCGAUCGAUUUGAGUUUCGACCAAAGGAUCUGCCACUAGGGGCGCCAGGUUCCCUAAAGUAUCAAUACAGUUGGAGGACGUUUUUCGCAUCACCCUUCACAUUCAAGUACCUCUAUUCAUGCGAACUCGUUCUUUCAAUCUUUAUCUCAUUUAUAAUCUUUCAAUUUCACGACCACGAGUAGUACUCAGGUACACCAUUUCGUUUUGCGGCGUCUGAGAUCGACCUUGCGUUUUACCGUGACGGUAAGGCAAUUCUGCCAGCUAAGCCUUGGAAAAUUCCGGUUUUGUACAAAGACAAAGAGCUAUCCGAAGCUGAUCAGAGGUAGGUGGAGUGGACUUUUACUUUGUUAUCCCUCGUGUUUCAAGAUAGCGUAGAAAUGUCUCGAGACAAUUAAAUCCUAUUGUACGUCUAGGUAGUCAACACUUCUGAGGACGUUUUUUCUAGACUCCUUGUAUCAUUCGGGCACUGCUGCGUGUUGUAACCCUGAUGCUUUCGACCUAUCCCAGAUACAACCUAGAAUUUGGGAUUGAAGAUUUGUUGCAAGAUUGCGCGGAUUUCCUUUUUGAUGGCAGACCAGCCGAACCUCAGUUAGCGCUUGCAAAGUUUCUUUUCAAGCAGCACGAAGAAGACAGACUCAUGGAAGAAAUCGAGCAAGCUCGACUAGAGCGGAAAGAAGAGUUAUGAUAUACUGAUGUUUCUAGUCUGAACCAAACGACCACGACUCGUCGUUUCCUUCGGACGUCGAGUGUGGUCAUCGUCGUUGUUGGCAAAUCUUGAUGCUUCGUCAUCAAGCUGCCCAAUGUCACGCCAUCUUCAUACAUUAAAUCAAGUGUUCGACCCCUACGCAGAGUUCAACGUCUCUAACACGCGAAAGGAUCCGUGCAUUGGAAGGUGUUGACCCGUUGGCUUUGGAAGGAGGGGAAUUAGUAGACGGAGUAGCCGCUGACUCACAGGAGCGACCUCCAGAAGGGGAACAAGCUGCUUCUUCUUCGGCAAAAGUCGCACGCAUAGCCUCGAAGGAACGAUCAGACGAGGCCGCUCCAGCUGUGAUGCCACGUGAUGGACCAUUGCCCUCAGCGCUGAAGCAAGGGGUGGCACUCCCGGCAGAAGCAGCUGCGGACGCAGGAUCGAAGUCACAACAUUUAGAAGAGGGUGCGGCGCCAGUGGUCGACGGAGAGGCAGAAGAUAGGCCGCCGCAAGCUGCGCUACCACGGGAGCACGAAGUCAUAGAUGAAGCAACCCCAAAGCACGAAGUUCCGCCAAAUGAAGGUGAAGAGAAGACAGCUGCCCUGGCAGAAGAAGAAGACACGACAGUUUCAGGUGAUCCAGCUAGGACAGAGCAGGAGCACGUAGAAGAAGUUGUAGCGAAUGCCGAUGCACCUGGGAUGGAAGCUGCUGACGCCGCAUCAGAUGAAAUCCCAAAAAUAAUAGUAGUUGCUCCAGAGGAUGAACCCUCGCCUGCUUCUGCCUCGGAUCCCCCAGCACCUGCUGGUGUAGGUUCUGACCCUGCACCACAAGGUUCAAACGACUCUAUGGAACCAGUAGAAGGUGGAGGAGACGAGGCAGCAGGCCAGAAUGGGGAAGGCGACGAAGAACCAGAGAAGACUCAAGAAGACGAGGCAGCGGAAGCCGGAUGAAGACGAGAGGGACUACAGGUGCGCUUUUCAACAAGCAGGAAACAUGAAUAUGAUUGAUAAUUUGGUAGAAUUUUCUCAUCCUGAUUGCGAUUCUAAAGUACAGUAUUGGCUUUGACUUACCAACGGUGUUUUCCGUUGGGCCAAAUGUGCUGCUUGUCUUCCUCGAUUCGGUUACCUCUGUGUCGCGUCGAUCUAU